AUGAAUGCAUAGUUUGAUAUGCGUUUUAAUAGUUGUGAAAAUGAGCAGCGAUGUGUCUAAAAAAUGGACCAAACAGCUAAGCAGACAAAACAGCACAAGUCAGAUUACGCGGCCGAAAAAGGCAUCUUCUUGCUCCGGGAAGGAUUCCGGAAAGACCACAACAGCAGUCACGCAUUAUGACCUACCAUUUUCAGAGAAAGAGAACGUUCUCCUGUCAACAGAAGAUGGAACAAAUGGUUCUGCUGGAGAAGAUGAACAGCAGUCUAUGAAGCUGGCAAUAGAUGGAGCGACGAGUGAGUUUAAACUGGUGAAAAAAGUAGCGGAGUUGACGCAAGUAGUUCACAUGUUGUUCAGAAGCAGUCACUGUCUCGAAACAGAACUGAGUCUGGCUAAGGAGAGGAGCACGCAGGAGGUGGACAGAUUAAUCAACACUUAUGACAGUCAAGUAAACGAGCUACAGAAUCAGAUUAGGGAGAAAGGCGAGAGAAUAAAAGAGCUGGAGAGGAGGCUGAGUGGAGUUGGAAGUGAGCAGGAGGCCCAGAUGAGACUGCGGGAGUUUGAUCUGGACCAGACCAGACGACAGGUGGAACAGCUCACGGCCAACUGCGCAAAACUCACCGCCAGUCUAGAGGAUUCAAGAGAAGUGAACAUGAACUUGGCCAAAGAGUUAGAAGAGAGCAGAGAACAGUCGGCGCAGAAGAGCUACUUGAUGGGAGAUCUGCAGACACAAGUGGAAGCACUCACCAAACACACUCACUCACUCGCCUCGCAAAAACGGGACCUGGAAGCUAGAAUGAAGUUAACAGAGGAGCAAGCAGACAAAGAAAAGGGGGAGCUGCUUGCUAAAUGUGCUGAGAAAGACACAAGGUUAGAUGAGCAGAGCAGGAUUAUCGGCCAGUUGAGAGAGCGACUGGGAAAACUGGAGAGGUGGUACAAGGACAACAACAAUGGGGAGGAUCCGGAUAGCCCCCCGAAUGGACUCACCCGCCGGAACACCAGAACACAGGACAUGGACGAGAGUCUUGAGGUGGCCAGACUGAGACGGGAGUUGAAGCAGGCGAGGCUGGAACUGCUGAACAGAGAGAGCAACUUCAACAGGGUAUUCACUCAAGUACAGCCAGUACACGUCACAUCCAGCAGUGAUCAGAAGUGGCUUCCAAACAUUACCACCUCCUCUUCCUCCGCGUCUCCCGCUGCCAGCAGAGUGCAGUCGGAACAGAAGCAGAGCUCAUCCGCAUCUGCGUCUUCUUCGAUUGCAGUGCGGGGGUCUCAAACCAGAAGAGGCAUCCUCCUCAACACCCCCAUGCACAGUCGAGUAAGAAAGACAGGGACAAAUUCAAACAAUAACAGCCACUUCCCAAUGCCUACACAGUCUUCUCUUUCCACAUCCGCAGAGUUCAGAUCACUCACAAGGAAGAGCUCCUCUUUCCUAUGACCUCUGACAACACACACACACACACACACACCAAUACGCUUCAACUCUAUUUUGAACCCUUGUAUCGUUUGAAUCACACAUUUCAAUUGUUGUUUUUUCUCUUUUUAC
Symsagittifera roscoffensis is the source of this 1543-nucleotide messenger RNA. RefSeq names its product unconventional myosin-XVIIIa-like. The transcript is spliced from 7 exons. NCBI's taxonomy places the organism in Eukaryota, Metazoa, Xenacoelomorpha, Acoela, Convolutidae. The record is from RefSeq and is a predicted model, not a curated record. Bases 5 to 1435 code for a protein of 476 amino acids.